Tuber melanosporum (Perigord truffle) is the source of this 798-nucleotide messenger RNA. RefSeq lists its product as uncharacterized. The annotation marks the transcript as partial. The transcript has 2 exons. The record is from RefSeq and is a predicted model, not a curated record. Gene Ontology annotation, molecular function: endonuclease activity. Lineage: Eukaryota; Fungi; Ascomycota; Pezizomycetes; Pezizales; Tuberaceae.
AAAUCAGCAGGUAACAGUUAUAUAUGUUUGUUUUAUGUUAUAUUUAUAAAUAAAACUGGAACCUCAGAGACUUUGCGCAACGAAACCGCAAUAAAUACAGAAAGAAUUAAACUUAUUUCUUUGUGGACGGUUCCUACUCAUUUAAAGCCUGCUAAUGAUACUGAAUUUGGUCAUUAUUUGGCAGGGUUAAUAGAUAGUGAUGGUCAUUUUAGUAGUAAACAACAAUUAGUCAUUGUAUUUAAUUCAUUAGAUGCUUCCUUAGCUUAUUAUGUAAAAGAACGAAUAGGUUAUGGUACUAUACGUAAAGUUAAAGAUAAAAAUGCUAUUCUUCUAAUAAUAUCAGUUAGAAAAGGUUUGGAAAAAGUAAUUCAUUUAAUUAAUGGAAAAAUAAGAACAGAAAAUAAAUUAAAUCAAAUAACUAAAAAUAUCUUAAAUCACGUAAAUUAUACUGAAUUUAGUAAAACAAUUAGUUUAAAAUUAAAUUUAGAUAGAAAUUUAGAAAACCAUUGGUUAGCAGGGUUUACUGAUGCUGUAUCCGAAGGAUCGGGUAGUUUCCAAAUUAAAUUAAUUAAUCGUAGUAAUAAAACAGAAGUGUUAUUAAAUUUCCAAAUUGUAGCACAAAAACAAAAUAAUCUUUUAAUCUUAAUUAAAGACUUAUUAGGAGGUAAUAUUGCUUAUAAAAAAAGCCGAGACAGUUAUUUAUAUGAUUCAUCUAGCUUUGGUUCAGCUAGAAGGGUGAUAAAGUAUUUUGAUAAAUAUCAUUUAUUAUCUAGUAAGCAUGUAGAUUACCUAAAAUGA